UCUCUUUUUACUCCAAAGUUUCGCUGUCAGCAGUCGCUCAGUUUCUGUACCAACGUCAUCGAGAAACCAUCAUAUAAAGAAAAUGUCCUGAACGAAAUUCGUUCGUUGACGUGAGCUCGUCAUUUUGAAACCGGAUAACAUAUAUAAGAGAUGUUACUUCCGUUACUGCUCCUAGGAUGUAUCCUCACUACAAUGGGAGGUUACAUUCCUCCGGGACCAAAAUAUCGAUGUCCAAUAGAGGCGAGUCACAUUUGGCCAUGCGCUUGUAUUAAAAAUACAGACGAGGGACUUCAUAUAAAAUGUGAAAACAGUAAUUUAGCCAGCUUAAGUUUGGCAUUUGAAAAUUUAGGAAAUGAUGGAAUUCCAAUAGAACAAUUAAUUCUUUACAAGUGCAAUAUUGCUCGACUUUAUGGUCCAGCACUUUAUCAAUUGAAUGUCCGAAUUUUACAUAUCAUUGAUACGCCAAUAAAAUUUAUUGACGAGCAUAGUUUUUUGGGUGUCAAUCGAACGCUACAGGAACUUCAUAUAAUUGGUAGUAAACUGGAAAAAUUUCCAAAUCAAGCUAUACAAAUUUUGGGUAAUCUUACAAUUUUAAUAAUUAGAGGCAAUCGAUUGGAAUCAAUGAAUGAUGAAAGUUUUCAUGGAAGUCUGGCGGCCUCGAAAAUUGAAAGGAUCGAAAUAAGUAACGGUACAUUGCAUACAAUAACAGUGGAAAGUUUCGCUCCCUUAAAAAAAUUAAAAUCAUUGGAUCUUCAUGGCAAUAAUAUAAAGGAAUUAAAGAGAAAUCAAUUCAAAGGAUUAAAGGAUAUGGAGUAUCUCGAUUUGUCCUAUAAUUCCAUUGAGAAAUUAGAAGCAUCUCAUUUGUCUGAUCUUACAAAAUUAAAAAUAUUGAACGUCUCCCACAAUGCACUUGGUGAUUUGAAAAGAGGAACGUUGGCAAGAAAUUCUCUCCUACUUCUCUUGAAUCUUAGUCAUAAUAAAAUAAGAAAAAUUGAUUCCAACACAUUUCGAGGAAUGCGACAAAUGAGAAGACUCUACUUGAGUGACAAUUUAAUAAAUGACGUUGGACGUAGUACUUUUGAAUCGGUGACAAAAGUUGCAACCAUCGACUUGGCACGUAAUCAAAUUAAAAAAAUUGAUUAUCAAAUGUUUAAUCAACUUAAAUAUGCUGAGAUGUUGGACGUUUCUGAAAAUAUGGUGACAAUUGUUGAAAAAUUGUCAUUCAAAGAUCUCACAAGUGUUCAUGUGAAUUUAUCACACAAUCGAAUUUCUCAAAUUGAGCCAAGGGCUUUUGAAAAUUGCGCCAAUAUUACUGUUCUCGAUUUAAGUUUUAAUAAAAUUAACAAUUUUUCCAAAAAUUCGUUUGAUCCCAAUACUUAUGCCAAUGAAUUGCAACUUAGUUUUAAUUUCCUGACUUCUUUAAAUCAGGUACCAUUGCAAAAUAUGACGUACAUAAAAAUUUUAAAUGCCUCCCACAAUGCAUUGCAUUCAGUGCCAAGAAAUACAUUUCCAAAAUUAUAUGAACUUCAUACAAUUGAUUUAUCAUAUAAUAAUAUAUCAGAAAUACAUAAUGGAAUAUUUCAAACAUUAUUUAGUCUUCGUACAUUAAAUUUGGCAUAUAAUUCAUUGGAAAAAAUUCAUCCAUCAACAUUUGGACCAUUGACAACUUUAUUGGAAUUGGAUAUGAGUUACAAUAAAUUAAGAGAAAUUUCACGUGGAAGUUUAACACGUUUAGGAAGUUGCAGGACUUUGACGGUUAAACACAAUAAUUUGACGAAAAUUUUCCAAUUGCCAAUUUCCCUAGGUCAUCUUGAUUUUUCUGAGAAUUCCUUGGAGGAAAUUCCAUUGUCAGACACUUGGCCAACAAUGAAUGCACUUUUAUCACUUGAUCUAUCAAAAAAUCGUUUAACUGAUAAAUUGGGAUAUGGCUGCUUUGAUAAUCUUUUAACUCUGAGGACAUUGAAUCUUGCUGAAAAUAAUAUUACAAAACCACCGUGGGAAGCAUUAAGUUCAUUGACAAGUUUACAGUAUCUUUAUUUACAGGAUAACAAUUUAACGGAACUAAAUAAGGCAGCAUUUGGAAGAUUACCAAUUGUUUUUGAAUUGAAUCUAUCAAAUAAUCAAAUUAAAAAAAUAAAUCAACGAGCCUUCGAGGGACUUUUGCAAUUAUUAACCUUGAAUUUAUCCAACAAUAAUCUCACUCACAUUUCAAAUGGUGCAUUCCAAAGUCUUGUAUCGUUGAGAAAUUUAGAUCUCUCUUUUAAUAAUUUAGAAAAAUUAGAUAACAAAACAAAUGGAUUAUUAGAUGAUUGUUUGUCAUUGGAGAAAGUGAAUCUUAGUCACAAUAAAAUAUCAUUCAUUACAAGAAAAAUGUUUCCCAGCAAUCCUUGGAUUCCUUAUAAAUUAAAGGAAAUAGAUCUUUCCUAUAAUACAAUGCCAGUUCUUACAUUUGACAUCACUAUAGGCGGAAAGAAACUUGUUAAUCUCAAUCUAUCCCAUAACAAUAUCAACGAGAUUCGAAGAUAUGUUAUUGGAAAUUUAACAAGUCUGGAAACAUUGGAUUUAUCAUUUAAUGAUAUCAAUGAUAUUUCGGAGCCAGAUGUUUAUAAGCCACCGAUAAAUCUGACAAAUUUGAUUAUGAAGAAUAAUCACUUUACUCAUUUACCAUUUGAGAAAAUUGUUGCCAUGCCAAAUUUGAAACUUUUGGAUAUUGAGAAUAAUCAAUUUACAAGUUUUAAUAAACAUUUGAUGACGAUUAUCAAAAACAACACUGAAGUUCGAUAUAAUGGUAAUCCAUUGUAUUGCGAUUGUUACGUAAGACCAUUGAAAAGAUGGCUCAAUACAUUCACGGAAAUUCCAAAAGAAUGGAUGGAAAUGAUAUGUUCAGGUCCAAGUUUUAUUGAAAAUCAUCUUCUUUCUGAAAUAACUGAAGAUUUAAUGACAUGUGAAGAGAAAGAUAUUUCAGAAGAUUCAAAAUUAGAUAUUACACCUGACAUUGAAUACAGGGAACUGGAAUACAAUGAUGAAGAUGAUUCGUGGAAAGCCACUUGGUAUGUGACAUCAAGAGAAGACAUUGGAGAUUUUUAUAUUGUUCUACGGGAAAUUGGCAAGAAACCUCUAAUCGAACAGGAUGUUGUUUAUAGUGAAAGAUCAUUUAAAGUAAAUACACUACCAAAAUCAAUGUCAAAAUACGAACUCUGUAUUCUCGCCAGAGAUUCGAUAGGUAAUGUUAAACAUUUCCGAGAUUCUCAAUGUCAAUUAUUAAAUCAAAAAUUUACUAGUUCUGGAAGUUUAUCUCUUCCAUUAAGCACAAUUUCAUUAGUAUUUUUGACUUUUUUGAAUAAUAUCACAAAUUAAAUAUAUUUAAUUUUAUGAUCACGAAAGAAUUUUUUAUUGAUCUGUUAUAUAUAAGAAAUUCAACAUAAAUUAUUUAGUGGUCAUGAAAUUAAAUAUAAAUGAAAUAUUAAUAAUUGAGAAAUUGGAAUAUUUUCUUUACAUGGAGAAAUUAAAAUGAUCAAAAUCUAAUUUGGAAAAAAAAAAGUUAACAGAGAAAUACUCACAAACGUGAUAAUUAAACUAUAGUGAUAAUAAUAAUUAAUGACUGACAAAUGCAAUUGUAAUUAAGUGCUCUUAUUGUUAUAUAGAGAAUUUUUUGAAAAUUCGAAUUUAUUCACGCUGUAAAUAUUUUGUUUUAUACAAAAAGAAAAACACCAAUGUUGAUGAUUAAUUAUUUAUUUUAUAUAAAAAGAUUGUAAUUUUUAUUUUAUAAAAGAAAAAAAAAUAUUUCCCUCAAUCUA
Messenger RNA from Leptopilina boulardi, 3797 nucleotides. It is a transcript of the gene conv, whose product is annotated as chaoptin. Bases 151 to 3357 code for a protein of 1068 amino acids. Gene Ontology annotation, molecular function: protein binding. The transcript has 12 exons. Lineage: Eukaryota; Metazoa; Arthropoda; Insecta; Hymenoptera; Figitidae. The record is from RefSeq and is a predicted model, not a curated record.